UGCUCUUUUUACUUUUCAGUCCCCUUCAAAACCCCUUUCCUUCCCAAAAACCCCCUCUACUACUCUCCAAAAAAAACCCCCAAAUCCUAGACGAAAACGCUGCUCAACAUUUUAUUCUCAUUCCCCAUUCCUAUCAUCCAAUCCUUUCCCAUUCAAACUUACUUUGACCUCCAUUUUACUACUAUUUCUCACUCUAGCGCUAUUUUCCCCUUUCUAUUUUGGUCCAUAUUUUUUUUUUUAGGGUUUUGCAAGUGAAGUGGAAUCGUACGGACGAUUCGUGAAUGGAGGCCACGGCAGCGACAGGUGUCGCCGCCGCAGGACGCGGUGUUGCUCUACCGGUGUCGUCGUCUCAAGCGGCUGCUCGUAAAGAGUGGCGUGCUGUGUCUGAGCAAUCUGUUCGAAAUUCCAGUAGCGAAGAAAGUGAACGGUCCAGAUUAGGUCAAUCGGAUGAGAGACUCAUAUACGAGGUGCAGCAAGGGAGAGAGCCGGUUGAUGUGGACUUCUGUUCGAUUACUGUUGAUGGAGCUUCAAAAAAUGAUAUUCUGCAACAGAGAUUGCUCAGUGUGGUUAAACAAAAAGAUGAGUUGCAGCAAAUGGAGACUGAACUACGGGCUCAGCUCAUUGCAAGAUCAGAGAUUAUGGAAAUACGGAAUAGUUUUGAUGCUCAGAUAAAAGAGCAUGCUAAUGCCAAUGUUAAGCUUCAGGAGCAAAUACAUGAAAGGGACCAGAAUUUCUAUGAGUUGGAGAGGAGGAUGGAAGAGAAAGAAAGGGAACUCCAUGCAAUUAGACUGGACAAUGAAGCGGCAUGGGCAAAAGAGGAUCUCCUUAGAGAACAAAGUAAAGAACUACAAACUUACAGGAGAGAGAGGGACAACUCUGAAGCAGAAAGAGCUCAGCAUAUUAAACAAAUUCAUGAACUCCAAGAGCAUAUUCAAGAGAAGGAGCGUCAGUUCAUGGAAUUGCAGGAACAGAAUAGGAUAGCUCAGGAAACGAUCCUGUUCAAAGAGGAACAAAUAAGGGAUGCCCAGGCUUGGAUGACUCGUGUUCAGGAAGUUGAUGCCUUGCAGCAAACUGAAAUACGGGAGCGCACAGAACAAUAUAACCAGCUUUGGCUUGCUUGUCAAAGACAGUUUGGUGAGAUGGAGCGAAUGCACAUACACAUGCAACAGCUGCAACUUGAAUUGGCUGAGGCAAGAGGUGGAACUUACUCUGAUGGUUCACAAGUCUCCAAUCUGAAUUCUAAAGAUGCUAGUCACCUUGGGCAGAGCAAUGGAAGCCAACUUAAUGCUAGUGGAAGCAGUACACCUGGUGAAAGUUCCAUAGGCUUACAAAAUGGAAAUGUUGAAAAUGCUCCAUCUUUUGCUUCAACUGGGAAUGUGUCAACUCAGUCGGAUCAUGUACAUGGUAUGCCAGUUGCUCCUUCGUCCUUGCUCGGGAUGACAACCUACCUUCCACCCGGACAAAUGGCCGCUCUGCAUCCAUAUGUAAUGCAUCAACAGGGUAUUCCUCCUCCUUUACCAUCACAUGUCCCUCAAUCUCAUGUUGGGCAUUUUCACUCAGUACCGGCAGUAUCGUCUCUUCAGCAUUGGCCAAACCAACAGGCUGUACCAGAGGAUUCACAGAUCUCUAGUCACAAUCAGUACCUGCAACCUCAGUCAACCUUGCCAGUAUCAGAUUCUCAGUAUGAUCAUGAAACAACUGUCAAUGGGCAAACUCUUCGUUCAGAUUAUGGUGAUCUCAAUGUGAACCAAGGAAUUGAAACUCAGGAUCCAGUGGUUCCAGCUUCAAGUGAAGAGGGACAGGAACUUCAAUCUGUGGAUAAGAAUUACCUCUCAGGUGUCCAGACUCAGCAGACUUUGCAUCAAAUCUCUUCUCAAUUUAAUGGUGCUUUAAGAUUGGAUACGCAUGAACAUAACAAUGAGACAGAGGUGAACAAUGUCAACUCUUCAGCUAAUUACAUGCUAGAGUCUCAAGGGUUAAGAAUGGGAGAAUUUAGUUCGAAUGUUGAUAAAUCAUCGGCCGAAGUUCCAAAUAAUGUGCAUAAUUCAACUGAGUCAGUGACAGAUACCCUCUCAGGCACUGUGUUGACAGAAACAUAUGUUGCUGGAGGGCAGAAGAAUGCAUAUGCAGUUGGUAAAUCAGUAGAUGUUAAUCUCCUGGACGAAAAGGCAUUGCUGGCUUGCAUAGUGCGCACAAUUCCUCCUGGUUCUGCUGGUAGAAUCAGGAUUAGUUCUACGCUUCCUAAUAGACUUGGUAAAAUGCUUGCCCCCUUGCACUGGCACGACUACAAAAAAAAGUAUGGGAAGCUUGAUGAAUUUGUGGCAAACCAUCCUGAAUUAUUUGUAAUUGAUGGAGACUUCAUUCAACUUCGAGAAGGUGCUCAAGAAAUUAUAGCAGCCACAGCUGCAGCUGCUAAAGUGGCUGCUGCAGCUGCAGCACCUUCGUCAUACUCCUCUCUUUUGCCUCCUAUUGCAGUCACCCCUAUGCCACAAAAUCACCGUUUGAAGAGGGUACCGUCAGUUGAACCAACAUCUGAGAAGGCAGUUUUCAAAGACUAUGCUGUUGUCAGACCUGCAAAUUCUAGUGACAACCUUCAAAGUCAGAUUUCUAAUGGGGCCUCUUUUAAUGUUACUGGGGGCAUCUCAAAUGUAAAAAUUUUGACAAAGCCAAGAGAUCAGAUGGAGCUAAAUGCAGGUGAACCUAGAGCUGCCUCAUCUGUACGAUUGACCCUUGGAAAUGGAAUUAAUGCUGGCAAAAAUGACGUGGGUAGUUUACAAAACAAGGUUUCAUCUCAUGGGAGACCUGGCGCAAAUUUAGUCAGUAAACAGGGCAGGAAUGCUGGGAUUUCAUCAGGCUCCAGAAGAUAGGCAGAUAUUGGAUGCUGAUGAGUAUGGCUGGGCAGAUUUUGGAUGCUGAUGGGUGUUGCAGGACAUAUAUUGGAUGCUGAUCAUUUACAUUUGAAAUUAUUCAGAGGGAUAAAUUCUAUUAAAUUUCAAAUUGGAAUGUACCGUAAUGUUCCCUUUCAUAUAUCAAGUGGAAACAGUUGUUCAUCUAAGUAUACAUCCUCCGUUUUGUUGGAGAUCUUGCUGCUUCAUAGCCACUGAUCAACUCUUAGGAGUGUUCAAUUAAAUUGUCCACAAUGGCUUUGAUGUGCAAAUUGCAUCUUGUGGAACAUUAACGAUUAGAACAAUGAGAGAUCUGCAUUCUGAAUUUGAUUAA
Molecule: messenger RNA, 3219 nt
Organism: Lycium barbarum (goji berry)
Lineage: Eukaryota; Viridiplantae; Streptophyta; Magnoliopsida; Solanales; Solanaceae
Exons: 16
Coding region: 282-2867 (861 amino acids)
Source: RefSeq, a predicted model, not a curated record